GUCCUUCUUUCACUUCCGGCCAUCUCUCCCUCACCGGUGCCUUUCUCUGCUUGCUUCACGUGUGGAUUCAAAUAGUAUUUUCCAACUAAUAUUUUGCCAACAUUGUUCGGACCAAAUGUCGUCGUCUUUUGAGCAGAUGAAGGCGAACGUGGGCAAACUCCUACGAGGAAUCGAUCGGUACAACCCAGAAAACCUUGCCACAUUGGAGCGCUACGUGGAAACACAAGCCAGAGAAAAUGCAUACGACCUGGAGGCCAACUUGGCCGUGCUGAAGCUCUACCAGUUCAACCCUGCCUACUUCCAGACCAACGUGACCUCUCAGAUCCUGCUGAAGGCGCUCACCAACCUGCCACACACCGACUUCACCCUCUGCAAGUGCAUGAUUGACCAGACACACCAAGAGGAGCACCCCAUCAGGCAGAUCCUCUACCUGGGCAACCUGCUGGAGACCUGCCACUUCCAGAGCUUCUGGACGAGUCUUGAGAAGAACAGGGAGCUCAUCGACGGAAUUAUGGGUUUCGAAGACUCGGUCCGCAAGUUCAUCUGUCACGUGGUGGGCAUCACCUACCAGACCAUAGAGCGCCGCCUGCUGGCCGAGAUGCUGGGAGACCCGUUAGACACGCAGGUGAAGGUGUGGAUGAACAAGUACAGCUGGACGGAGAGUGAGGACGGACAGAUCUUCGUCUUCAACCAGGAGGAGAGCGUCAAGCCCAAGAACAUCGUGGAGAAGAUUGACUUUGAGAGCGUGUCCAGCAUCAUGGCAACAUCACAGUGACACACACACACACACACAAAUGAAACCACCUUUUCACAAUAAAAGUAAAUUAUCAUUUCCA
This is a messenger RNA of Dunckerocampus dactyliophorus (ringed pipefish), 836 nucleotides long. It is a transcript of the gene eif3k, whose product is annotated as eukaryotic translation initiation factor 3, subunit K. NCBI's taxonomy places the organism in Eukaryota, Metazoa, Chordata, Actinopteri, Syngnathiformes, Syngnathidae. The record is from RefSeq and is a predicted model, not a curated record. Gene Ontology annotation, cellular component: cytoplasm; eukaryotic translation initiation factor 3 complex. The coding region runs from base 116 to 775 and encodes 219 amino acids. Gene Ontology annotation, biological process: regulation of translational initiation. The transcript is spliced from 8 exons. Gene Ontology annotation, molecular function: ribosome binding; translation initiation factor activity.